UACAAAGAGUAAGGCAGGGGGGAUGUAACCCACAUUAAAAAGGGAAAUUAAAAAAUAAAUAAAUAAAGUGUUAAGCAUUUCUUAUAUAAAUAUACCAUUAUGACUUGUUAAAACAUAUGUACAGGUGUAGUUCAUUAAAAGUUCACACAUUUCAUUGAUUCAGAAUCAACUGAAAAUGACUGAUAAUAAUUUAAUGAAUAAAUAAGGAGUAUGCCUUUUAUGGGAAUUCGGUGACGCUUCCCCUUUAAGAAAUGGCUGCUACAUUAGAGCCGGUGAAUUCCCGGAUUGAACGGAGGGAAAGUGCGGAAAAAAGUGGAGUAACACAGCUGAAAAGUAGUGUCUGUGAUUAUUAUUUUCUAUUUUCUCGUUAACGCAGCCAGUUUAUUGUUACAUGCUGAUAUUUGUCUGUUUCUUUGGGAAAGUUAUAAUAACAGUUUCUUAAUCGGACAGCUCCGGUGAAUAAUAGGAGUUUUCUAAGUUGAAAGAGAGGCUUUUGUAAUGUGUGAGUGGUGCGCAUGCAAGCUGAUGUAAACAUGAUGGCGAGCCAGACCCACGGACUUCAUUCUUAAAGGCAAGAACUCGUUUUUCCCGCGUGCGCGGGAGGAUUUCAUCAUCUACUGUUAAAUUCCACCGGUUUGGAUUAUAAAGAGUUGCUACCAGAGCGGUAGGAUUAUGGAGACAUUUCUUUUUUUUUCUGAAUAGGAAACGAACUGAGAUCUGAGAAUAAAGUGAAAGAACUGAACUAAGAUUUGAACAUAUUCGGAGCUGAAACUUCCUGGAGAUCUUAGCAGGAUGCACCUGACUGACCACCCCCAUCAUCAGGUGAUGGCAAUACCACCCAGCCAAUCAGGAUGCAGCAUUGGCAGUGAUUCUGCAAGCAGUAGCUUAUCAGAUAUUUAUCAGGCCACCGAAAGUGAAAUGGGGGACAUGGACCUGUCCGGACUCCCAGAGGCACCUGUGGACUCAGAGGACGAGGAUGAGGAAGAUGAAGACAUUGAGCGGGCCUCAGAUCCUUUGCUUGGCAGAGAUGUGGUGCGAGAGUGUCUGGAGAAAGAGCCGAGUGAACGCAAUGAUGAAGACAUUGAGCUGCUUUUGGAGUUUAUGCAUCAGCUACCGGCCUUUGCCAACAUGACCAUGUCAGUAAGACGAGAGUUGUGCACAGUCAUGGUGUUUGAGAUUGUGGAGCAGGCAGGCACCAUAAUUCUGCAUGACAAGCAGGAGCUGGACCUGUGGUACGUGAUUCUGAAUGGUGCAGUGGAGAUUAAUCACAGUGAUGGUCGCACAGAAAUACUCUGCAUGGGAAACAGCUUUGGCAUUUCCGCCUCCUUGGAGAAGCAGUGCAUGAAUGGAGAGGUGCGCACCAAAGGAGACGACUGCCAGUUGGUGUGUAUUGCCCAGAGGGACUACUGGCGCAUCCUCAAUCAUGUGGAAAAGAACACACACAAGGUAGAGGAAGAGGGUGAGAUUGUUAUGGUCAAGGAGCACCGUGAGCUGGACCGCAGUGGCACACGCAAGGGCCAUAUUGUCAUUAAGGGCACUCCAGAGAGGUUGAUAAUGCACCUGGUGGAGGAGCCUUCAGUGGUUGACCCGACCUACAUUGAGGACUUCCUCCUUACCUAUCGCACCUUUCUUUCCAGUCCAAUGGAAGUUGGCAAUAAAUUACUGGAGUGGUUCAAAAUGGACAGCCUCAGAGACACGGUCACACGGAUAGUGUUAUUAUGGGUGAACAACCAUUUUAAUGAUUUUGAAGGAAAUCCUGCCAUGACCCAGUUUCUUGAAGACUUUGAAAAGUUGCUGGAUGAAGCGAAAAUGAAGGGUCAUUUGCGCUUGCUGAACAUCGCCUCUGCAGCGAAGGCUAAGUGGCGUCAGGUGACGCUGCAGAAAGCAAGCAGAGAGUCAGCGCUAAACUUUAGCCUGCUGGGAGGCAGUGAGAGAGGCUUUGGCAUAUUUAUCGACAAUGUGGAAGUGGACAGCAAGGCCAAAGAGGCCGGUCUUAAACGUGGAGAUCAGGUAAUUGAGGUUAAUGGUCAAAGCUUUGAGAACAUAUCUUACUCCAAAGCUAUGGACAUUCUGAGGAACAACACUCAUCUCUCUCUUACUGUCAAGACCAACAUCUUUGUCUUCAAAGAGCUUCAGAACCGUGUGAGGCUAGAAAAGAAAAGCGGUGGCCCCCACAUUCCCAAAAUUCUGGAGAAAAAGGGCAACCGCUUCUCCAUUGCUGAGCUGCCAGGAGACAUCGAACUUCCAACAGACAACAAGAGCCACAGAAAAAUGAAGGCUAAUACAGUGUCAAGUGGACGUAGCAAGAUCCGUAAAAUGCUGGAAAAGACCAGGUUCAGCAUUCUUCCUCCCAAAACAUUCAGUGAUGGAGGGAUAGGCCAUUCUCAGGACGACAGCAUCAUCGGCACAAAACAAUCCAGGAACAGCAUGGCCAUUAUGCCCAUUACAGCCAGUCUGUCUUCAAGUAGCCCCGAUUUGCUGCAGCCAACUACCAGUGCACUAAAUUUUUCAAAUCCCACAGCAACUGCAUAUUACUACCUUCCAGACCAAGUGAUCCGUGUUUUCAAAGCAGACCAACAGAGCUGCUACAUCAUCAUCAGUAAAGACACAACAGCCAAGGAUGUUGUCUUGCAUGUAGUCAACGAGUUUGGCCUUAUUGCUGCUCCUGAGACCUACUCGCUGUGUGAGGUGUCAGUCAGUCCAGAAGGUGUCAUUAAACAACGGCGCCUACCAGAUCAGCUGUCAAAACUAGCCGAUCGCAUUCAGCUCAAUGGCAGGUACUACCUAAAGAACAACAUGGAAACAGAGGCCCUUUGCUCAGAUGAGGAUGCUCAGGAACUACUCAGGGAGAGCCAAAUCAGUCUUCUGCAGCUCAGCACUGUUGAAGUGGCUGCCCAGCUAUCCAUGCGGGACUUUGGCAUCUUUCGAAAUAUUGAGUCUACAGAGUAUGUGGACAAUCUCUUCAAAAUGGACAAUGGCAACACAGGCCAUCUAAAGCAGUUUGAGGAGCUCAUCAACCAAGAAACGUUCUGGGUGGCCACUGAAAUUUUGCACGAGUCCAAUGCACUAAAGCGCAUGAAGACCAUCAAGCACUUUAUUAAAAUUGCACUGCACUGCCGCGAGUGCAAAAACUUCAACUCACUGUUUGCCAUCAUCAGUGGUCUGAACCUCGCUCCAGUGGCCCGGCUAAGAGGCACAUGGGAGAAGCUUCCCAGCAAGUACGAAAAGCUUUUUCGGGACCUGCAGGACAUUUUUGACCCCUCACGAAACAUGGCCAAAUAUCGUAACAUCUUAAGCAGCCAAAGCAUUCAGCCGCCAAUAAUCCCACUCUUUCCUGUGGUUAAGAAAGACCUUACUUUCCUGCAUGAAGGUAAUGAUACAAAUGUGGAUGGCCUAGUUAACUUUGAGAAGCUACGAAUGAUUGCCAAAGAGAUACACAAUGUUAUCCGUAUGACCUCCACCAACAUGGACCCUGCAUUGAUGUUUCGCCAGAGGAAGAAGAGGUGGAAGAGUUUAGGGUCAUUGAGCCAGGGCAGCACAAACUCUAACCUGCUGGAUGUGCAGGGUGGCCAUAAGAAGCGUGUACGACGCAGCUCAUUGCUUAAUGCCAAGAAGUUAUAUGAAGAUGCUCAAAUGGCACGCAAGGUCAGGCAAUACCUGGCCCAGCUGCAGGUGGAGACGGAUGAGGAAAAAUUCCAAAUGAUGUCUUUACAAUGCGAGCCGGCCUAUAAUACCUUUUCAAAGAACUUGAAUGAAAGGAGAUCCGCCAAAUCAGACAUGUCUCCUGUGUCCAUGCGCUCAUCCUUGACUUCUGCCAAAUCACACAACCGUGUCUCCCAAGUUCUACAGGUUCCACCAGUCAGCCUCAAUCCGCUGCGCAAAAAGAGUAUUGCAGCUUCACACAACUCACCACAGCCUAUUAAGAAAACAUCUGUUUUAGUGGAUGACUGCAGUGGAAAGAGGAAUAAAGCCACUAUGUCUACUAUCUCCUUUCGUCCUAAUGCGUCUCCACAAAACUCCCCUCACAGAGGCCAUGGUUUGAUUCAGCUGAGUAAAUCGGACCAGCUGGACUCAAGCCAGAGUGAGAUUUCAUCACGUUCAAGCUUAAUGAGUAACAGCUCUGUGGACUCCAUACGUCCUGGCUCUGUUGAUGAAUACAGUACAAACAAAGCCACCAACCAGUCUGUGCAGUCAACCUCAGUACAUACACUUACUGCUUCAGAGCACUGCCAGCCCUAUACAAGUUCAUCUUCAGUAAGACACCCUGUGACCCGAGGCUCCACCUUUGCCUCCUCUACCAGCACUGAUGAGCUGAUGCUGCCCAUUUUAGAGCCAGCUGACAGUGGUCGAGAAAGCUGGACCUCAUGCUCCAGCAACUCACAUGACAACUUCCAAAAGAUGCUAAACCACCGCAACACACCAAUUGCAGACACAAUCACUGAGGUGGAUGAUCACGAGGCCAUUAACCAGCAUACUAUUGACAACCAAGAACUCAGCCAGUCCAGACAGAGCUGGGCUUCUUCCAGCUCGCUGUCAGACAGGUACAGAGGAAACAACUGCACUCGCAGAGAGAUGGCCAAUGGGCACCAAAGCACAGACCCUGCAUACAAAACAGUGACUUCAAGCACAGAGAAAGGACUUAUAGUGUACUGUGUAACAUCACCCUGCAAGGAUGACAGGUACAGGGAUCCGCCUCCAACCCUGCCUGGCUACCAGGGGCUUCCUCUGAGUGAUACACAGCCACGGGAUAGCAGAGCUUCCAGAUCAAGCCUACUAAAGCCACCUGACUAUAACAUGGCUUUGCAAAGGUCCAAGCUUCUGGGAGACACACAAAGACUGACAGCUGGGCAGCAAACCACCUUCACCAUUCCUGCCAGUGUAGAACCUCAUGCUUUAGCUGAUAGUGAGGAGGAUGAGCAGGUAUCGGCGGUGUGACAGCCCUGAGAGGUGUGUGAGGAAAGAAGAUGAAGUGUAUAAAGGAAAGCCCUAUAAGCUAAAACCCUUCACCUUGUUAUCUUACCAAAACAUCACAAGCAGUGACUCUUUGACUCGGUGCAUUUACACCUCUAUUUUCUUAUUUUUAAUAUGUAAUUUUUAAUCGCAGACCUAAUGUUUAACAAAGCUGCAUGCAGUAUAAAGCUUGACACGUUGGUAAAUGCUUCCUUUUGUAUUCUGUCCAGCUAUGGCAGGAAAUUCACUGCCAUGGUGCCAGUGUUUAAAAGAAUGUUGCUUAGGGACCAAGUGGCAUUUUAUUUAAUUGCUGUCUGUAAACAAACAGUUUUUAUAUAUUCAUAUUUGAACUUCAUGUUUAACAGCAGGUAGUCUUGGUAGCUCACAGCUGCAUGGUUCAGGGUUCAAUACUGAGCUUCUGUUAAUUUCUGUGUCAAUUUAGACUUGUUCACUCUGUGUCUAUGUGGGUUUCCUCUGGAUACUCCGGUUUACUACCAUCUCACAAAACAAACUGGUAGGGUGUGCUGUGAUGUGGUAGCAUCUCUAUUUAUUCCUAGCACCCAUUUCUACCUUGACUUGGCUAUCCGGAUACUGAAGCUAAAAAAAAUUAAUAAAAGAAUGUGAACAUUUGAUGACGGUUGGUUGGUGCAGUGGUCUUAUAUGCUAUAUGCACGAACGGAUUGAGAAAUAGUUAAACAUUGAUGCUGCAGUUGUGGCCUCUGCUGGCUGGUCGAGGCGCCUGCAUGAGGGCUGGUUGAGCCACAGAUGGCAGUGCGUGACUCAGCGUACGUGAUAGUGCUCUCUGUAAGAUCCCGUCUCUGGCAGGGUGAACAGAAGCAGUCAGUGACUGCAGUCAUGUUGGAAGGGGGCGUUUGAUAGCCUGCAGCUUUUCUUGGUAAAGGUGGCUGGCUGCAGUGGCAGAGAAAAUGACAGUUAGGGAAUUGGAUAUGACUACAUUGAGAAAAAAAGGAAUGAAAUGCAAAAAUAUAAUUAAAAAAGAAUUUUGAAUGUUCAAUUUUAUCUAAAAACGUGCAAAUGCUUAAGAUUUUGCCUAAUGCAAUUGUGUGUGACUUAUUCUACCUCAUAAAAUGUUGAGCUUUGUUUUAAACCUAAAAAAAGAGAAAUGUUAUGCCUAAGUUUAAUCUGUUUUAUAUUCUAGGUGUUUCAGAAUGUUUACAUAAUGAAGUGCACAUGGCCAGUUUAUAUUUUGCAAUAAUUACCUGCCGCCAUUCCAUGUAUAAUUUAGUUGUGAAAUUCCUUAUCCUGGAAGAGCAUUGUUUUAAACAAUUACACAUGCUCUCUCCACACAAUUGCUCCAACUGCUGAAUGCAUUGCUCUGGAUGUAGAAAUGUUCAAGUUAAUACAACAGCUUAGCUGCUAUAAAAUCUGAAACGUUUGAUACUUUACUGCUGCUAAUUGCAGUGGCACUGUAAAAUUAUGAUAACGGGCAUAACUGAACUGAACUGUAUUAUUGUUCUGUACCAAACAACAUGGGAGUUGUUUUUUUUAUUUAAAAGAGGAAGGUGUAGCUGAAGCACCACUGCUUUGUUGCCUACAUUAAUGUACCUCAUGCACCAUCUUACUUGUAAAUGUGAUAUUUGUUAUUUUGUAAAUAGUUUGAAGCAAACCUUGCUUGUCAGGUUAGAAUAUAUGUACAUGUUGGUUGUGAAUUUGAAGGCCCUUUUAUAUCUAAUUUUAAUUUUUUAUGUUUAUAUGUUGCUUCUUCUAUGUAUAUAAAUAUCUGUACAGCACAUCCUGUCUACGCCUUAGUUACAUUUUCGAAUGUGUGGACAAAUUGUAUUAUACUAAGGGAAAUAACUAGAGUAUUACAUUCUUCAGGCCUUUUCUUCUGACAAUUUCUGGAGAUAUUACUGGUUUUAAAUAUGAAUAUGAAUUUUUACAUACUUAUUUUUGCUUCGUUGUAAAUCCAUGGUUUUGAUUAUGUAUAGCUGAAAGAACGUUCU
Molecule: messenger RNA, 6914 nt
Organism: Trichomycterus rosablanca
Lineage: Eukaryota; Metazoa; Chordata; Actinopteri; Siluriformes; Trichomycteridae
Gene: rapgef6
Product: Rap guanine nucleotide exchange factor (GEF) 6
Exons: 25
Coding region: 793-4935 (1380 amino acids)
Biological process (GO): small GTPase-mediated signal transduction
Molecular function (GO): protein binding; guanyl-nucleotide exchange factor activity
Source: RefSeq, a predicted model, not a curated record